Enterospora canceri is the source of this 768-nucleotide messenger RNA. NCBI's taxonomy places the organism in Eukaryota, Fungi, Microsporidia, Enterocytozoonidae. The record is from the annotation of a GenBank genome assembly.
AUGCAUGGAAUUCUGAAGGAAGUUUUACAAAAGAUCAAAAAUGUGGCAUUUGAGAAGGAGAAAGUGCGAAUAGGAGCAAAGCAAUACGAGUAUUCGAUUGAGGUGGAAUUUAAGACAGUGCAGAAGAAAUACACGCUUGGAGCAGUCUUGUUCUACAUCACUGACUUGAAUUUGAAACACAUUGAUUAUAUCACAAAGUGUUCAGAGAAGCAGGUGAAGCCAAUUGGACUUCAGGACAAGGCAAAGGUGUUGGAAGAGAUCAGGAUGUUCAAAAAUGCGAAGACACCAGGGCAUUUUGAAAGAGUAACGUAUUCUUUGAAUAGGCAGUAUCAGAUACCAGUGAUAGCAGAAGAAAACUACAUUUUGAUUGGAAAUGACCCAUUGGGGGAGUUGAACUUCGCUAAUUUGCAGCUGUUUCUGACAGAAGGGCGAAUCACAGCUGAGAAGCAGUCGUCUUUGCUCUCCCAGAGCACGUCAUUUGAAAAAGAAGGCAUCAAAUUCAAAAUAUUCAACGAUUUCAGCAAAUUCACCAAAAAGCAGUGGGCUAUGGUUCGAGUUGUCUGUGUAGACGGUUUGUUGACUGAUUUGAAGAGAAACUGCCCUGAUUUCAGUGCACUGCGAGAAGCAGCCCUUUUCAUUGGAAUGGACAAGAAAGACCUGAAAAAGUGCAAGGAGAGUGGAGUGGAUCCAAUGGAACCGGUGAUCAAGGACGGGUUUGUAUUCAAUCACGGUGUCAUUUGGGAUCGGAUUCAGAAGGUGGUUGACUGA